This is a messenger RNA of Megalops cyprinoides (Indo-Pacific tarpon), 552 nucleotides long. It is a transcript of the gene ndufa5, whose product is annotated as NADH:ubiquinone oxidoreductase subunit A5. Lineage: Eukaryota; Metazoa; Chordata; Actinopteri; Elopiformes; Megalopidae. Gene Ontology annotation, biological process: respiratory electron transport chain. The coding region runs from base 39 to 389 and encodes 116 amino acids. The record is from RefSeq and is a predicted model, not a curated record. The transcript is spliced from 5 exons.
UAUUUUUCCUGUAGGACCAGAAUCCUUUGCGGGCAAUCAUGGCCGGCGUACUGAAGAAGACCACUGGCUUGGUGGGCCUGGCCGUGUCGCAGAACCCGCAUGAGCGUCUCAGGGUCCUCUACACCAAGAUCCUAGCCUGUCUGCAGGCCAUGCCCUCGGAAGCAGCCUACAGGAAGUACACUGAGCAGCUCAUCACAGAAAGGUUCAACCAUGUCAAAACGGAGCCUGACAUUGAGAAUCUGGAAAAGAAAAUCAACUGUGGGCAGAUCGAGGAAGUUAUUACACAGGCAGAAAAUGAGCUCUCUUUGUCCAGGAAGAUGGCUGAGUGGAAACCCUGGGAGCCGUUGGUUGAGGAACCACCUCCCAACCAAUGGAAAUGGCCAAUUUGAAGCGUUCAGAACAGAAACUGCUAUAACUAUUAACACAUAGCUGAUUGUUGUCUAAAUGUGUUUUCCUUUGUUCACUGAGUUUUGAUGCAGUUGUGACGUAUGUCAGAGAUAUGUCAUUUGCAGCAACGCAUGUACAUAUGAAUAAAUGUUUAAGAACAUUUGA